AUGUCGGGCGUGGUGGAGCCGCUGUGGAUUCGGCCGGAAUCGGCGCAAAAAGAACACAUCGAAGAGGAGAAGAUGCAGCGAUUGGAGUGCGAGGCCGCGAACAAGAUUCUGGGACAAGGAGUUGAGGUGAGCAAAGCUGUUUUGAUGCGUUUUGUUCAGUUUUUUUAGAAAAUUUGAGAUCAGUUAUAUUGCACUAGAUAAAUUGAUGAAUUUUGAAUAGAAUUUUGAGCGAAUACAAGAGUCUAUGGUAUUUUUAGGUCCGUCGGAUUGCUGGUGGAGUGGUUUCGAAGCCGGCAGUGCUCUGUGUUCAUGACGGCAAAAUUCUGACCUAUCCAAGUACAAGUUGUUUUGUCUUGCGAUCGCUCCGGGUAAAGCUCUCAACUCCCAUAAAAACCAGUAAGUUUUGGUCUGAAAAGUAUUUUGUUACAAUUUUAGACCCCUGAAGCAGGUAAAAAUUCAAAUUUCAGUGGAACUAAAUCGACUUCUCGAGGUUCGGCAAGGUUAUCAUAGUGAUGGUCUGCAUCGUGCCUCAAAGAAGCCGAAUUUCCGCAAAGACGCACCUGUAAGUCGUUGAAUUUUUGCUUGUUGAUUUACGACAUGGUAUAUUACGAUAUUUUUUACAGGAGAAACGCUGUUUUUCACUCAUCGCAAAGCACCAAAGGAAUUCCGUAAAAGCCAUCGACUUCCUUGCGGACAAUCAAAACGAACUCGAAACCUGGAUCGAUGCGUUGAAGAUUGUGCUCAAGCAUUUGGUGGAGAAUUGCGUCACAUUUGACGAGAAGAUUUGGUUGAUGAAACAUUUCCGGAAAGCCGACAUCGACAAGAAUGGCGCGUUGGCCUUCAAUGAGCUGUGGAUGCUGCUGAAACAGCUGAAUUCACAGAUGAAUGAGGUCCAUGUGAGGUGUUUGUUUAAUGUAAGUGAAGGUUAUGGUCUUAUAGUUCGUUGAAAGUUGAUUUGAAGGAUGUGGGGUACAAUUUGGGGAAACGGGAGAUUAAAUAUUGAUUUAGUGGGGCAAGUGUAAUAUAGAGGAUAGAAGAAGUCUUUAGAGAUCUUCUUCAAUGCCUUUGAUUAAAUUUAAUCAUUGGGAAUGAUCUGUAAGGGCUUGGCGUUCAAUUUUAAAGCUCAGGGGUAGAAAUUAAAAAAACAGGAGAUCAAAUAUUGAUUUAGGUGGGCAUCUUUAAUAUCUAAAAUAAAGUCGAUCUUAAUGAGGUUGCUAUUAGCUGAAAAUCGAAGGUUAGGAGUUUCAAAUAGUCAAGGUUUAAUGUGUGUGACUCCUGGGUAAAGUUUGAACAAACGCGGUCCAACGUUGAUGUCAACAGGGCAAGUGCAAUAUCAAUCAAAAUAGCAUGCAGAAGGCUGAUAUUUUCCAGUCUAAAUGUGGAGUUAGGUUCUGUAAGGGCUCUAGAUUGAAGCUAUAAGACAUGCGACAUCUAUUUGUUUUGGUUCGAUGUCUUUUUGUAAAUCUUUGGUAAGGUGGACACCAGGCAAAAUUUUGAUGACACAACCCUAAAUUUAGAGUCAAAUUUAGUUUCCUCUGGACCCUUUAAUGCCUUUUCUAUAAAAUAAACCAGUUUAUUACAGUGGUGGACCUGAUCCAAUGACAAAAAACGUACCAUUUUGCAUCCGGGAAGUAUCAAAAAUGUGACAAAAUGCUUCCCUCUCCAGGUGAAAACACUCCGAUUUCAAAAGCGCGCCCGCUCUUUUUGUGAGAGAAAUUUGAAGGCGCUCUUCAAAACGAAGUUUUUUCGCUUGGAGAAGGAAGCAUUUUGCCACAUUUUUGAUGCUUCCCGGAUCUAAAAUGGUAUGUCUUUUGCCACUGGAUCGGGUCCGUCACUGUAUGUCUCGACCUGUAAUCCCAUGCCCCAUAUAAGUAUCUUCCUUGUUGUAAGUAUUGCUCUGCCUGUCUUUCACACGCAAGAUCACGUCAUUAUUCUACAAUUUCCUUUCAGAAAAUCCUCGAAAAACACAACAAAUCGAAGGCUCAAUUGGAGUUGAAUGAGUUUCUGGAGCUCUUCCGAUUACUCACCACUUCCGAAGAGCUGAAACACGCCUUGAGGGAGAAUUCGGAGAAAUCCGAGGAAUUCAUGGACUCCAGAGACUUGUGUAAAUUCCUCCGUGACGUGCAAGGAUUCGAAGAUGUGGAUUGGCAGACCGCAACAGACCUCAUAAAACAGAUGGAAAUCCAUUCAAAAAAUCCCAAUCGCAAUAGUCCGGUGAAAAUGAAUGGUCAAUUAGUCCUUACGGCGAAUGGUAAGAGCUUUUUACUGCAUUUUCGACCUUUAAAUUUGCUAAAAAUUGACUUAAACAGAGUUUUUUUUGAGAAUUUUGCCUAGUACAAUAUAAAAAUUUUCGAUUUUCAUUAUAUUUUUUGUAUUUUAGGGUUUCGCCGACUCCUUCAAAGCAAAUAUGGCUCGAUUUACAAGCCGAAUCAUCAGCAUAUAUAUCAGGAUAUGACUCAACCGUUGUGCAAUUACUAUAUUUAUAGUAGUCAUAACACCUACCUAACCGGCCUUCAAUUGAGUGGUCGAGCGACGGUUGAAGGGUACAUUUCGGCGUUGAAGGCUGGUGCAAGACUCUUGGAAUGUGAGUUUUGAGAAUUUUCGGUAGUUUUUUUGGGUUGGGUUACUUUUUUGACUAGUGCAAUAUAUUAGCAAGUGUAAGGUAAAUUUUGCUAAAAUUACUGUUGAUUUUAAGAUAGAAAAGGUUAUUGAAGCGUUGUAACGGAUAUUUUCGUCUUUUGGGAUCUUUGAAAUAGGAAUUUUGAACUUUUUUUGGCGUUUUUAUAUCAGCAUGGGUAGUAUAAUAUAAACUUGGUCAUAAUUUUUAGUUUGUCAUGCGUAAGCUUGGUCGUAUAGCUUUGUUAGACCCCAGACUGCUUAUUUUAUUGAGUGAAAGCGAAUUUACGAUAAUUUUUGGGGUCUAGACGUACCGAACUACCUAGUUUAAUAUAAGUUUUAUCUACAGUGGCAGACCUGAUCCAGGGGCAAAAAAACGUACCAUUUUGCAUCCGGGAAGUAUCGAAAAAUGUAUCAAAAUACCUCCCUCUCCAAGGGAAAAAACUCCGAUUUCAAAAGCGCGUCCGCUUUUUUUGUGAGGGAAAGGCCCUUCAAACGGAGUUUUUUAGUUGGAAAGGGAGGCAUUUUGCUACAUUUUUUGAUACUUUCCGGAUGCAAAAUGGUACGUUUUUUGCCACUAGAUGAGGUCUGCCACAGUAGAUAAAAAUUAUAUUAAACUAGGUAAUUCUUUACAUCUAACCCAAAAAUUAUCGUAAAUUCCUUUUCACUCAAUAAAAUGAGCAAUCUAUGAUCUAAAAAAGCUAUACGGCCGAGCUUACGCAAGACAAACGAAAAAUUAUGAGAAAAUUUAUAUUACACUACCUAUGCUGAUAUAAAAACCCCCAAAAAAAGUUUAAAAUUCCUAUUUCAAAGAUCGCAAAAGCCGAAAAUAUCCGUUACAACGCUUUAAUAACCUUUUCUAACUUUAAAUCAACACUAAUUUUAGCAAAGUUUACCUUACACUUGCCAAUAUUGCACUAGUGAAAAAAGUAACCCAAACCAAAAAAACUCAUGAAAAACUAAAAAAGUCACUGUAAUUUUCCAAAUUUCAGUGGACAUUUUUGAUGGUGAAGAUGGAGAACCCAAAAUCACUCACAAACGAACCCUCAUCACCGCCAUUGGAUUGCGCAACGCCCUCACUUACAUCAAACGUUACGCAUUUGAGAAGUCGCCCUACCCGAUUAUACUAACCCUGGAGAAUCAUGUGUCAUACGACCAACAAAAGACCAUGGCCCAAAUUUUUGAGGAAAUCCUAGCCGAUAUGCUCUACAUCCCAACCCCCGAGACCGUCGACGGCCCGAUCCCAUCGCCAGAACAACUGAAAUUUAAGAUUUUGUUGAGAGGAAAAGUGACUCAAGGCAUUUUCGAGGCGGAUGAUGAGGACAGCAAUGAAGAUGAGAAGAAAAAACUGGAAGCGAAGAGCAGCGGAGUGAAAGAGACCCAUCCCGCAAUGAAUCGGAUCAUCGCAUUGCCAACUGUGCCGCUGAAGAAACACUUUGUGGAGAAUAUUAUUCAUGACCGUAAGUAAAAAUUUGGUUGUUGUGAGUGAAAAUGAAGAAUAUUUGGGAGUAAGAGGGAUGAUAUAGGAACUAGAGAGUUGUCUGAGCUUGUAUGGGGAUGGUAACGUCUGGGAAGAAAGAAUUUUUACAAUUUUUUGGAGUUUGUAAACUAUGUUACACUAGGCAAAUUUUAGUCAAAAAAGUUUAAAAAAUAGUGUUAGUUCUACAUUUCAGCGGUAGAUAAAGGUAGUAUGGGCCAAGAUAGGUCAUAUAUAGAGGUUAGAAUAAAGAAUCUGGUGAAAUUUUUGUAUUAAUUUAUAUUGCACUAGGUACUUUUAAUGAAAAACAUUCAAAAAUAAGAUGAUUUUCGGCUUUUUGUGGCGGAACAAAGUAGUAUAUGUCAAGAAUUACUGUUUUAUGGUACGGUGGAUGAAAAAAUUGACAAAAUUUGAGGUCAAUGAUAUUAUACUUGAUAUUAAAUUUGAUCACCCGGUUGCAAAAGUUUAGCCGAUUUUUUUGUAUAAUUUUUUAGUUAACGAUCCUAGAUGACAAUUAGAAGAUUUUGAACGAUCUUUUGAGUAUUUUUUAUAAUCCAAAAAAUUUUUAGACGCCUCUCAUUCCUCGGCGUCUCUCGGUGAAUCCGUCGUUGAUUGGUUCGCCACUCAGAGCUCACUCAUCCACAAAUACACUCAAAAACACAUGGUAAAGAGCUAUCCGCAUGGUAUUCGACAGGACUCUUCCAAUAUGCACCCGUUAAACUCGUGGCUUUGUGGAGUCCAAUGUGUUGCGAUGAAUCUGCAGACAGAAGGAGAAGAAACCGACCUCAACGUCGGUCUUUUCACUGUAAAUGGAAUGUGCGGCUACUACCUGAAGCCGGAGAUUCUUAGACUCGGUUUGAACCCCAUUGAAGUGGGCAGAACGACAGAGAAAUGGAUGAGAAUGCGGAUCAAGGUGAUCAGCGGACAAUAUUUGCCCAAUGCAGAUCCAUCCGAUGAUAUCAUUGAUCCGUAUGUGUGCCUACAGGUGAUUGGAAUCCCUGCAGACACGAACAAGUGCAGAACGAAAGCUUUGAGAGACAAUGGUAAGGAGAUUUUCAAAAAUUUUGGGAUUAUUCGGGGAAAAUGUGGGUUUUUGAAGGAAAAUCUAAAAAAUAGGUAAUUGUGACGCCGUUUUAUUAUUUGAAAUUGAUGUUGAUUGGUGUAAAAUGGCUUGAACUUUAAUGAUGCAGAUUUUGAGAAAUUUUGGAUUUGUAAAUUACGAGUUAUAGGCCUUUUUUUGGUCGAAAAAUUGGAUUUUUUACGGAUUUUGGGGGAAUUUUUGAUUUUCAAGAUUUUUUAACGAGGGUUUGGUAUUCAAAAUGAAGUUAGAUAGUAGCUGAAGUAGUAACACUCCCAUUUCAGGCUUCAAUCCUGUCUGGAACGAGGAAUUUUCCUUCCAAAUCACCUCGCCCGACGUCGCUUUCCUCCGAUUUGUGGUCAUGGACUUUGACACCACCUCGGCGGACGACUUUGUCGGCGAAUUCACAAUCCCCGUGACGAGCAUCCGGCCCGGCUACUCGUUUGUCCGCCUCCGCACCUUCCAACGCUCCCCCGACGAAGCGGCCAGCCUUUUCGUUCAUAUCGACAUCUCCGAUGAAUACUAA
Molecule: messenger RNA, 5697 nt
Organism: Bursaphelenchus xylophilus (pine wood nematode)
Lineage: Eukaryota; Metazoa; Nematoda; Chromadorea; Rhabditida; Aphelenchoididae
Source: the annotation of a GenBank genome assembly